Protopterus annectens (West African lungfish) is the source of this 2291-nucleotide messenger RNA. Its product is annotated as relaxin-3 receptor 1-like. Lineage: Eukaryota; Metazoa; Chordata; Ceratodontiformes; Protopteridae. Gene Ontology annotation, molecular function: G protein-coupled receptor activity. The transcript has a single exon. Gene Ontology annotation, cellular component: membrane. The record is from RefSeq and is a predicted model, not a curated record. Gene Ontology annotation, biological process: G protein-coupled receptor signaling pathway; immune response. Bases 447 to 1709 code for a protein of 420 amino acids.
AUUAGGUUAUAAUGGAACGAAUUGGAAUAAUCCGUACAGCAGCAUAAGUGAAUUAGAGACAUAUUUCAGAACUGGACAGCAACAGGCAGACAGGGAGAACAGCUCUCUGGGGAGGAGCUCACUUCGUUAUGGCCGUUUUAAGGUAGAAGCUCUAAAUGCAUUCACUAAUGUCACGCGCGUGCCUUUUCACAAACUCUUAUCUCUUCUCCAGCUCCCAAGAGGCGGGAACUCGUCACCCAGAAAAAGCUCGUGAAAUACGCAGCGCCACCCAGUGCGCUCGGACACUUCUCUAACCGCGCGCUCACAACUAAGAUGGGAGGCUAUCACUUACAGAGUUUGGAAACUUAUAGCUCUCAGUCUCCUGGCAGGGUGCAAAAAAACAUCUGAAAUUUAUUUCGUCAAAGCAGACACAGUUGCGUUGCGUUAAUAGUUUUAUUGGUGAUGCUAUGCUAUCAGUAAACAAUUUAGUGUUAAGGAGCCCACAAGACAGCCGAGUCAUUACACUAGAAGGGAUGGGUGACAGCUUUCUUAACAAGACCAGGUGGACUCACAAUGCAUCACUGGCCCAGAGGUGGUUCAGCAGCUUGGAUGACAUUGAUGUGCCUGCGGACGCUUCUCCAGUACUUCGGAUUAUGAUUUCCAUCAUCUACUCUGUAGUGUGUGCCGUCGGUCUAGUUGGAAAUUUGUUGGUGUUCUUCCUGAUGAAGGUAAGGCAAGGUCGUAAGAAAUCUACUAUCAAUUUCUUUAUUCUGAACUUAGCGGUGACAGAUUUCCAGUUCGUGCUAACUCUACCUUUUUGGGCUGUGGACACUGCGCUGGACUUCAGCUGGCCAUUUGGAGACGCAAUGUGUAAAAUCAUCCUCUCGGUCACUGUCAUGAACAUGUAUGCCAGUGUCUUCUUUUUAACCGCAAUGAGCAUAACCCGCUACUGGUCUGUUGCCUCAGCACUGAAGAACCCAAGUCUCCAGGUGUCUUGUUCCAUAAGGUGGGUAACUGUACUACUGUGGAGUCUUGCUUCUGCUGCUACUCUUCCCACUACCAUAUUUUCAACAGUGACCACCGUGGCAGGUGAAAAGCUCUGCCUAAUGAAAUUCCCUGACGGUCAGUACUGGCUGGCACUCUAUCACAUUCAGAAGAUCAUGGUUGCCUUCUUUAUUCCAAUGGUUGUCCUCUCUGUUUGCUACUUGCUUCUUGUGAGAUUUCUUCGUCAGAAAAAUGUGAAUAACAAUAACCCAAAAAGAAGAUCAAAGGUAACAAAGUCAGUGACUGUUGUAGUACUCUCAUUUUUCUUGUGCUGGAUGCCAAAUCAUGCCAUCACACUGUGGGGGGUCCUUGUAAAGUUUAAUGUAGUGCACUGGGACAAAACCUACUACAUAGUCCAUACCUACGUUUUCCCAGUCACCGUCUGCCUUGCUCACACCAACAGUUGUUUAAACCCUGUACUUUACUGCUUAAUGAGAAGGGAGUUCCGAAAAAUGUUAAAGGAGGUUUUUUGGAGAAUAUCUUCCCCAACUAUUUCCCACACAUGCCAACUGCGUCCCCUUUCAGGUUCAUUUAAACCAGAGCAAGAGGACACCCAAGUUGUUAUUCCUCUCCACGUUAUAGAAAGUGAAUUCUGCAGACUGGGUUCUGGUUCUGCUGGGAAAUGUGAAACCAUUCCCUUAACUAGUGUUACUGGACAACAUUUAAUCAGAUCACAAACUGCUUGAUGUCAUACAGGUGACUGGUACCUGAAAUAACCGAGAAACUGCAUCACUUACAGUAAAGCUGGGAAAUAAAAUGCACGCCUAACACUGUGUUGACAUUUUAUAAGGUGAGUACUGGGUAGCCAUGAGUUGAUCAAACUGCUUGGAAAUAUCCAGGUGUAUGUAAAACGUCUUCAGAAAAAUGAUUAAAAGGCACCAACUGACAUUUUCAUUCAACUGAAUUGCCUGACAAGUUUCACAAACAAAACUCAAAAAAUGCAUACAUAACUGCUAACAGUCCUGUUGUAAUGUGCAUUUGCAUACAAACAUCGGUAAACAAAUGUAGUGCCAUGUACUUGAUUCUCCCAAUGUAUUUAUCGAUCUGCAACAUAAAUCAGUACCGUACAACUGGUAGCAACUAUAACAGAUUACAGCUGCUAUUAUUUACGCAUUCUUGAGUGAUAUUCACAGAGCAACGGUUAGUUCAGUGCUUCUCCAACAAAUGGACAGUCUGCUACUUUUUGUCUUUCUUUUUCUACAGUAUAUUUUACUUUUCUGGACUGACAAAGUUAUAUAAAUAUAUUUUUAAUAAAAGUAUAUAAAUAA